AUAAUGUUUCUUGUCCUAAACAAAAUAUGAAUCUUGAAAAGCUCAAAAUUAUAUUGAAGUCACAUUACAUUGCUGCUUUCUUCCUCAUAGCUUUGGCCAGCGCUCUUCUCUAUCUCACCGUCGACAACAAUGGGGUCAUAGUGAGGGAGGAAGAAUCUCAGCAAGAGAAUCUCGCCGCACUUCUCAAAGAUCGAGAAACGACCAAGAAUCGCGACGACGACGUCGUUGCAGCCGCCAACGGGACGAGGUGCAACUUGUUUUCAGGCAAAUGGAUUUACGACGACGUUUCACGACCGUUGUACGAUGAGGAGAGGUGUAGUUUCAUGCUAGGUGACUAUGCUUGCAAGAAAUAUGGGAGAAAAGAUUCUGAAUAUCAGAAGUGGAGAUGGCAACCUCAUCAGUGUGAUCUUCCCAGGUUUAAUGGCACAGCUCUAUUAGAGAAGAUACGAGGGAAAAGGGUCGUGUUCGUGGGAGAUUCCUUGAACAAGAAUCAAUGGACGUCAAUGCUUUGUCUCAUCGAGUAUUCUCUCAACCAAUCGACGAACAAAUCUGUGAUUAGAUAUGAUAAUUUGUUCGUGCUCGAGGCGACCGAAUACAAUGCAACGGUAGAGUUUUAUUGGUCUCCAUUAUUAGUGGAGUCAAACUGCGAUGAUCCAGACAAUCACUACUCUAUAAGAGAUCGUAUCAUUAAAAUCACAUCUAUUGAGAAGCAUGCUAGGCAUUGGACAAAUGCAGAUAUACUCAUCUUUGAUGCAUUUAUGUGGUGGCUUGAGCCAACCAUGACCCUCUUAUGGGGUUCAUUUGGGAGCUCUGAUGCAAUCUACAAAAGAGUCAAAAUGAAGCUUCGUCGCUAUGAAAUGGCUCUAACCACGUGGUCGGAUUGGUUGGAAGUCAACAUUGAUCGAAUCAAAACUAAGUUGUUCUUCAUGAGCCUCUCACCUUAUCACUUCUACGGCGAAACAUGGGAAGAGGGAUACAACUGCUACAACGAAACACAACCAAUUUUGAAGAAGGAUUAUUGGGGAAUCUCAACAGAUCGAGAAAUGAUGCACGUGGUAGAAUCAAUCCUAGAAAAAAUGGAGAUGAGAGGCUUAAAUAUCACGUAUUUGAAUAUAACGAAAUUAUCUGAUUAUAGAAAAGAUUCUCAUCCAUCGAUUUAUAGAAAAUUUCAACAUCCUAGAAGCGAAGAGCAGCUUGCGAAUCCGACGAGCUAUUCGGAUUGUGUUCAUUGGUGUUUGCCGGGAGUGCCUGAUGUUUGGAAUGAGAUUCUUUAUUCUUAUAUUAUGAAUUCUUGAAAAAUGUCUAUCACAUAGCAAUAUUUUGUUUUGUGCAUUGUUCCAUAAAUUUGUGUGCA
Molecule: messenger RNA, 1354 nt
Organism: Salvia miltiorrhiza (redroot sage)
Lineage: Eukaryota; Viridiplantae; Streptophyta; Magnoliopsida; Lamiales; Lamiaceae
Product: protein trichome birefringence-like 34
Exons: 5
Coding region: 27-1295 (422 amino acids)
Cellular component (GO): Golgi apparatus
Molecular function (GO): O-acetyltransferase activity
Source: RefSeq, a predicted model, not a curated record